AUGAACAUAUUGAUGCGUUGUGAAAGUCUCAUAUUCGUGACCUUUUCAUAUAGGUUUAUAGGUGAGGAAAUUCCAGCUGAUGAUGGCCUCGUUGAUUUUGAUGGAUUCAAAAAUCUUCAAAUAUUGUCUUUGAGUCGUUGUGAGCUCACUGGUCAAAUACCAUUUUGGUUAUCUAAGCUCAAGAAGCUAGAGAUCUUGAAUUUGGAUUUUAACAGAAUCACAGUGUCAGUUCCUAUUUGGUUAGGGACUCUUCCUAGGCUCUUUUACAUAAAUUUAGGGUCCAACCAAAUUUCAGGUGAAUUUCCGAAGGAACUUUGCAGACUAGCGAUGUUGCUAUAUGAAGGAACUUCGGCUCAAGUGUAUAAAAACUACCUUGAAUUGCCUAUCUUCGUCAAAAUUCGCGAUGAUGCAAAAGCGUUACAGUACAACUAUUUAUAUUUCUUCCCACCAUCUAUAUACCUAUACAACAAUAGCAUCAGUGGCAAUAUACCAACUGAAAUUGGCCAACUGCGGCUUCUCCAUAAGUUGGGCCUUGGCUUCAACAACUUCUCUGGAAGCAUCCCAGACCAAAUAUCCAACCUCAAAAACUUAGAUACAUUGGAUCUCUCCAAAAAUCAUCUGACUGGAAAAAUCCUAGAAUCAUUGAAGGGCCUUAAUUUCUUGUCAUAUUUGAAUUUCUCAUACAAUGAUCUUGAAGGACCAAUACCAAGAAGCACUCAGCUUCGAAGCUUCCAAUCCUCUGCAUUUGAGGGGAGCCGCUACCAAACGAAUGCAGAACAACUAAUGUAG
Pyrus x bretschneideri (Chinese white pear) is the source of this 789-nucleotide messenger RNA. RefSeq names its product receptor-like protein 2. Gene Ontology annotation, molecular function: protein binding. Bases 1 to 789 code for a protein of 262 amino acids. Lineage: Eukaryota; Viridiplantae; Streptophyta; Magnoliopsida; Rosales; Rosaceae. The transcript has a single exon. The record is from RefSeq and is a predicted model, not a curated record.